AUGAAGGAGACUUGCCACUUCUACAGUUUCUGGGUUUCCACUGGUGAACCUAUGACAGCGAUGAUGAAUCCAGUAAGAAAUAUCACUGUUCAUGUCCCCGACUUUUUUGAACGGAGGAAGUAAGAAAAUAUUUCUUUUCAGAUUCCCGGAACGUCAAUUCGCCCGCAUAUUUCUCACUGUUCUGUUUGUGAAAUUCCAACUCAAAUUAUUGCUGUUCAUUCUCAAGACUCGUACGUUCCAGAAUGUCCAGGCGGAUGUCGCCGUACUACAGUGGCUACAGUUUCGCUAUGGUAAGUAUAAGACUGAAAAAGACGAGAAAUAACCUUUGGGAAACAGCCGGUCACAUCUAGAAAUGAAAAACACAAUGCAAAACCUGCAUUUUGUGGUUCCUAAGUUCGUUACAAUUUUAGAGCUCUAGUGAAAGUAACACGUGCAUAAUCGCGAAUAGUAAAAGCGAGUCAGAAUAACGGCAUAAAAUUACCCGCAGGAAUUCAUUUCCUGACAAAAAAAAAUAAAAAACAUUUUUUUCCGUCGAAUCUUCGAGAACAAGACGGAAUGCCAGACGAGGGCUUUCGUAUCGGGACGCAGUAAAAACCCAUUUUUUGAUUAGAAACAAGGAAAGGAUCAUACCUGCAAAAAAGCCUUCAUUCGUAUAAUAAAUAUAUUCCAGCACACUGGUGCGGGAAACAGUUCCGCAAGCCGAUGCCGCAGACCUUGAAGGCCGGUGGUUUGAAGGACCGUGUCAGCCUGGAUAG
Messenger RNA from Bursaphelenchus xylophilus (pine wood nematode), 755 nucleotides. NCBI's taxonomy places the organism in Eukaryota, Metazoa, Nematoda, Chromadorea, Rhabditida, Aphelenchoididae. The record is from the annotation of a GenBank genome assembly.